AUGCUCUACCCCUUAAUAGUUUGGGCUUUUUUGUGUCUUCAGCAAGUGAGCGGGAAAAACGUUUUGGUGUACAGUACGACUAUCGGACACUCUCACGUGAAAUUCCACAACAAAUUGGCGGAUCUGCUGGUGGAUGCCGGGCAUAAAGUGGUGAUUCUGUUGAGUGAACAAAAUCCGAAUAUUAAAAUCGGAGAGACGAAAGCUGAGGUGAUCACCGUGCCCGCCUCGGAGGAAACGAUCGCUAUUCAGGAUGCCGGCGAGAAAGCGACCCUGGUCGGCUUUUGGACCUCGGACAUUCACGACUUGUCGAGUGCCAUCUCAGUGUUCAAUGAGAUCUCCAACAUGGCCACCUCGCAAUGCCGAAAGACUUUGGCCUUUCCUGGUUUGUUCGAUCGCUUAAAGCAGCAUGAAUUCGACGUGGCCCUCUCGGAGAGUUGGGAUCUUUGUGGAUUUGGAUUAUUUUAUCAGCUGGGAAUCACGAAGUACGCGGUGACAAUGACGAAUCAUUUGGAGGAGGGAGCUGCUGCCAUUCUUGGAGUCCCGAAUGCUCUGUCUUGGGUUCCAGCUGUCGAAAUGGGCACCACGCCAAAGAUGAGUUUCAUGGAAAGAAUCCAGAACCUUCGAGCUGCUCAUAUUAGUCAUGAAAUUUACGAUCUUCUCAUCAACAAUAUGCAGAGCAUUUUCGACGCGAAAUACGAAGAAUUCGCUUCGUUUAGAGACUUGUUAGCGAAUUCUUCGCUGAUCUUCACGAACAGUGAUCCACUUAUCGAUUUUCCAAGACCGACACUUCACAAGGUGAUCGACUUGGGUGGAAUCACAGUACCUCCUCGGUUCAACAAUCUCACUUCGGAUUGGGAGAAAAUCCUUUCGAGAAGAUCGCGAACAGUUCUUGUCUCUUUUGGCACGGUAGCGAAGGCUUUUGCGAUGCCCGACGACUACAAGAAAGGAAUCAUGGGAGCGAUGGACGAGUUUCCUGAUGUAACAUUUAUCAUGAAAUACGAGAGACCCGAGGAUGGACUGGAUGGCGAAAGAAAAAAUGUGGUGUUGACAAGAUGGAUGCCACAGAAUGAACUGCUCGGCGAUGAUCGAGUCGUGGCGUUGAUUACUCAUUGUGGAGCUGCCAGUAUGCAUGAAGCUGCGGCUCGGGCCAUUCCGGUUGUGGCGAUUCCACUCUUUCACGAUCAGAUGCGAAACGCUCGCCUCAUCGAGAAUGCUGGUUUUGGAGUAAUCUUCGACAAAAUGAAGCUCGGUGACAAGGGUGCUUUGGCUGAAGCGAUUCGAGAAGUGAUUGACACGAAGAAAUACAAAAAACGAGCCGAUGAAGUCUCCGGGAUGAUCCAGAAUCGACCAUUCACAAGCGAGGAGCUUUUCGUGAAAAAUGUCGAAUUUUUGGCUGCUCACGGGCCACUGAAGAACUUGGAUCCGUAUUCGAGGAAGAUGGGCUGGCUCGAAUACUACAAUGCGGAUAUUGUGCUGGCCGCCUUUGGAGGAAUCGUAUUUAUUUUGAUAGCGUUCGCUUUAUGUUUGUGCUUGGUGUGUUUCUUCAUCCAGCAAAGACGAACGAAAUAUCGGAGAUGCGAUGAUCCUGACGAUUAUUUCUUGCACUCG
Molecule: messenger RNA, 1608 nt
Organism: Mesorhabditis belari
Lineage: Eukaryota; Metazoa; Nematoda; Chromadorea; Rhabditida; Rhabditidae
Source: the annotation of a GenBank genome assembly